Messenger RNA from Triplophysa dalaica, 2756 nucleotides. It is a transcript of the gene phactr3b, whose product is annotated as phosphatase and actin regulator 3b. NCBI's taxonomy places the organism in Eukaryota, Metazoa, Chordata, Actinopteri, Cypriniformes, Nemacheilidae. Gene Ontology annotation, molecular function: actin binding. Gene Ontology annotation, biological process: actin cytoskeleton organization. Bases 642 to 2234 code for a protein of 530 amino acids. The transcript has 13 exons. The record is from RefSeq and is a predicted model, not a curated record.
UUGGCAUCGCGAUGUUACCGGUACACUGUGCAACUCUAAAGCUCUUGUUGGCUAUUGAUGUUAAUAAAGUAAUAUUUACUAGUUUAUCUGAUCUUUGUCUACAUAUCCAAUGCUCAUCCCGGACCUUACCGGCAAAAGGUGAUUGCAAUAUAAAUAUCAUGAUAAAUAUUGCCCUAAUAGUUAAAGCUCACUAGAGCCCCCAAGUGAUGGCUUUUGUAUUAGGCUAAACGAAACAUAAGAUUGGCCUCUCCGCAUUAAUUAUGGCCCUACUUUGGGCCCAGUAGAGAGAAAAAUCUUCAACCGUAUCGACACCUAAUAGAAAACCACGAGGUAAAUAAACACAUUAAUGUUCAAUGUGUGUAAUGUGCAUGUCAAAAAAGAAAAACCAGACCACUACGAUCAAUACGUUUCAUUACACCAGAUACUUGAGAUAAUCUACCCUUUUCAUCUGAUGUACCUCAGUGUGGGCUCUCCUCUCCAUCAACACGCUGGCGCGCUCACACGCGCACGCGCACCCGUGUUCUCCUCCUCCAGUGCGGCUGUAUCUGUCCAGCUGAAUUUACAUCCAUCGCUACCGUACGGACUCCGCUCAUAUAUUUUAACAGGCAGAUCUGUGUUUUAUAUUCUGUCCUCUCAUCUCCAUGGCCGCAUCGGAUGGUUUAGAGGCUUGCAUCGUGCAGAGAGGAAGAUCUCAAAGUGACCCGAGCAUCCUCACCGACGCUCUUGUCAUUUAUACGAAUAGCACAGAUGUGAUGGAUCACCAGAGAAAUCUUCAUUCUGGCUGUCUGGUGUCUGGUGUCCGCACUCCCCCCAUUCGCAGAAACAGUAAACUGGCCAGCCUGGGCCGUAUCUUCAAGCCCUGGAAGUGGAGGAAAAAGAAAAAUGAGAAACUAAGGCAGGGAUCAACAGCACUGGAGAGGAAAGUGGCCGGCAGGCAGAAUCGUGACGAUGGUGUCAGGAAGGGCCUUGCAGAAACUUGCACAGAGACGGGCCUGGCCUGUGGGGGGAAUACAGAUGAGCCAGGAACCCCCAGCCAGGAGUACUCUGAUGAAGAAGAGGGAGAGGACGUGCCAAUGGCGCUGCUGGCCAGCACUGGGAAGGAUCUCAGCUCUGAUGAGGAAAAUACGUCUUCAGUUCGGACUACGGAUGUGAUAGAAACAGCAGUGGGCGUCAGUCAAAGUGAGGCUGAGGAUAAAGAUGCUUUGAGCCGAGAAGUCGGUGCUGAAGCACCCGAGAGCCAUGAGGAGAGAAAAGAAGAGCCAGUCCACAAAGAAGUGCACACUCCUCCAGCCAGAACACAUGCGAAGAUGCUUACUAGACCGGGCAGUCUGGACAGUACUCAGAUCAGGUCACAUCAGACUCGGCCUGCUCCAGCUACAUUGCCCAGAAACUUCACCCUCCCCAAAGAUGCCCUGAGAGCCCGGAUGUCCACCCCAACUGGUUCCCCCCACUUGGGUGUCAUGCACCAACAUCUGCCCCCUAGCUGCAUCAUAGAGGAACUGCAUCGGGCCCUAGCCACCAAACACCGCCAGGACAGUUUACGUGGUAAGGAGAUCCGCAGUUCACCCAAAAGGCGUUCGGACAGGCGGAUUAAUCGCACGGCCAGCACUGAGAAUGAUCAGCGUGGAGAGGUGGAGAAUAAGAAAGAGGCAGAGGAGAACAAGGAGAACAUGCGUCUGGAUGAAUAUUACAGUGACCAGGACAGUUGGAACGAGUCGGUCAUCUCCGGGACACUUCCACGGCGAAUGAGAAAAGAGCUUCUGACAGUGAAGCUGCGUAACAGGCCCAGUAAACAAGAACUGGAGGACAGAAACAUCUUCCCUGUGCGCAGCGACCAGGAGCGACAAGACAUCCGCCAACAGAUCGAGAUGAAACUUGCCAAGAGACUGAGCCAGAGACCUGCAGUCGAGGAGCUGGAGAGCAGAAACAUCCUCAAACAGAGGAAUGACCAGACAGAGCAAGAAGAGAGGAGAGAAAUCAAGCAAAGGCUGAACAGAAAGCUUAACCAGCGGCCCACCGUUGAUGAGUUGCGGGACAGAAAGAUCUUGAUCCGCUUUAGUGACUAUGUCGAAGUGGCCAAAGCUCAGGACUAUGACCGGAGAGCAGAUAAACCCUGGACGAGAUUAUCCGCAUCAGAUAAGGCGGCAAUACGCAAAGAGCUGAAUGAGUUCAAAAGCAACGAGAUGGAGGUUCACGCGUCAAGCAAGCACCUGACGAGGUUCCACCGACCAUAGCAAUGUUUCUUCUGUGAAGAAUACGCUAACGGUAUCUCUGUGAAGACCUCAGGAGGCUUCGACCAGUGCCCGGGUCCAUGGGUGCUCCGUGGAGGGCCUGAUAUUUGGGCGCUAGUGAACCUUGGAGGCUAUGUCUCUGGAGCUUCGGCCUAAAGAAGCCGAAACCCUCCAAACUCCACUCAGUCAAACUACUGCAGUCUGUAGAAUAUUGAACCUUUAUUCUUUUUCAGGGGGGGUUGUGAAAGACUGUUUAAAAAAGGCACUGACUUUUUUAAAUGGACUGUUUUUCAAUGGUCGCCUUUUGAUGCCAAUUGGAGGGAUGGGUCAAGCAUGUGACUCAUCCGAACCUUUUCCUACACCAGUGUUGGUGCUGUAGUGACACCCUGAACCGUUUCUGGGUUCCUACUUCAACUUGAGUUUCAUAUCAGCUGUAUAAAUGUUAGUUUGAGGAAUAUGAAUCAUGUCUUACCUUUGCAAUGACUAUUUAUUGUCUGUACAGUACAAGCUUUGGAUUUUUACGAA